UAACCGCGACACCUGAUCUGAUAUUAAUAAUGGCUACGUGGUGGAGAUGGGCCGUGGUGUUGGCAGUGGUGUGCCACGUCGCCGUGGCACAGAACCUUGUUCACUUCUAUGUCGAUGUCAACAAGAAAACUUGUUUUUAUAAAGAUCUCGCCCAGGACGUCGUGUUGUUUGGCAAGUACAAGAUGGAAAUCAGUAAUGAACCUGAUCUGCAAUCCUUCUACACUCCACGGGAUAAGCUCCAUACUGGUGUGUUAAUAGACAUAUACGAGGUGUUUGCCGGUAACAAGCAGUUGGUGCACUUGAAGGGUAAACCACUAGGUCAGUUCACCUUUGAUACGCUUGACUCGGGCCAACACAUGAUAUGCAUCACGCCCCGAAGUUUCUAUAGGAAAUGGCUGGCGGUUGGGGCCAGCGAUCCCAUCGCCAUCCAUGAGUCCAAGUUCAAGCGGGCCCGAAUUCUGCUAGACUUUGAGGUGGGUGAUAGUUUUUUGGUCGAUUCCUCCUUUACUGGUGAUGUUCAGCAACUCACCAACCGAGUCAAGAAGUUGAACGACAAGUUGUCGGAUAUCAAACAGGAACAGUUGUUUAUCAAGAUGAAGGAAGAGUUGUUCCGUGACUUGUCGGAAUCCACCAAUGUCCAUGUAUGGCAAUGGCUGGUGUUUCAGUUUUGGGUAUUCUUGAUCAUGGGCAUGUAUCAGUUGCUAACCCUUCAGCGGUUCUUCAUCAAGGAGAAGAUCGAUUGAACUCAACACAUUCUCAUUUAGUCGGGGCUGGUCCCUUUAUAGAUAAAAUCAAUAAUCCAAAAGUGCGACUCA
Messenger RNA from Yamadazyma tenuis ATCC 10573, 815 nucleotides. It is a transcript of the gene ERP1, whose product is annotated as p24 family protein. Gene Ontology annotation, biological process: Golgi organization; endoplasmic reticulum to Golgi vesicle-mediated transport; intracellular protein transport. Lineage: Eukaryota; Fungi; Ascomycota; Pichiomycetes; Serinales; Debaryomycetaceae. The record is from RefSeq and is a predicted model, not a curated record. Gene Ontology annotation, cellular component: COPII-coated ER to Golgi transport vesicle; endoplasmic reticulum; Golgi apparatus.